GUUUCUGGUUGGCCUAUACUCCCCGAGAUACUCCCGACGUUGUCCGGACACAUGCCGCACCAGCCCGUGAGGCUAGCUAUGCACCCACACCUCGGCCGUGAUACACACUACCAUGGCGAGCCAGCUACAGUACCGCAAGACAGUUAGACAGUCGUCACUGCACGCCAGACCCGGUGCAAUGCAUGCUGCCGAUAUGGUGCAUUUGCGCCCUUUGAACCGCAGCAUACCGUUCUACAUGCUAAUCUUGAGUGACACACCAAGUCGGCGUGACGAGGAUGACGGCGAUGCUGCGAGCGGCAUAGAUCUUAGGAGUGCUGCACAAGCGGAGGCGGAGGUGACGGGGUUAGGGAUGCUUCAAGCGGCGUGGGAGCGUGAGGAGCUGCUGCGCGUGCGUCCUGUGGACCGUGCUCCGGUGAUGCGUCUGUCGCGGACGAUCGACUCCGUUGAUGACUGAGACGCGUAUCACUAAACCGCGGGGCAGCGCUAGUAGGAGGAGGAGGUCCUUGGCCUUCGUGCUGUGUGUUCACCGAAACUCUGGCGAGGGGAGCGGCCCUCGCCGGAGGACUCGUGUUGCCAUGAACACCCGGCAACUGAACCGGGCCAGCCUUCUCAUGAGUACGUUGACCUCCAUCGUUCUCCAUGAUUGUUUAGCAGCGGUUGUGAGUGUAAUGUGGUGGUAGCCUUGCGGUGGGGGUGGAGGCGAAAGGUGGACGAAGGACAACGGGGAGGUCGUCCCCUAUACCCCAACCACCACCAACUGCCACGCCAAGAAGGCCGUUUACGAGUUGAUGCGCUAUGUGGGCAGCGUGGCCAUUUCGGACAAAGAUGUCCAAAGUGAGCGAACAUGGUAGUCCUGGGAGCAACAUUUUUUUUCCUUGUGCGUUCAAACAUGUCACGAGCCCGGCAGCCGAUGUCAGGUGUACCCGCUCGACUGCAAGUCCCUGCGCGUUCGUAUGUUGACUCGUCUGCAUUUCAUAGAGCCACAAAGUGUUGAGGACGUUGCGCUAGAGUGCCAUCAUUGAUUUGCAACGCGAGGUGAGCACCCGCGGAUGGCGUUUUGUAUAAGUCUCCCAAGAAAGUGACCAUAAAACAUAUGUCCGGUCAAUCACCAGCCGCGUGUAGCAUGGCCGAAAUUUCAGUUGUAAAUUAAUAUGACAACGUUCGGCGUGUGAUUGUUUCCAUUCCGUCAUAACACGCACACCGCUUCUGCCUGCCCGCCUCACGCCUGCAUGCGUACGACUGCUUCCUGUGCCUUCCUCCAUGUCUGCUUUAUAUACGUUCGGCCUGUCCUUGUGGGACUUGGGAAGUGACGUGGCGGUUUCUUGGACAAGAUCCAGGAGGGCAACCCGUGUGGCUUCCCUCGUCCACUUCACGUGCUCUGCGCGGCGAGCAGUACGGCCGCCGGCAAUCAUGGCGGUUCGUCAUGAGCAUGUUCCCGAUGGCGAGACCGACGAAGGCUUCGAUGAGAUGCUUAAGACAGUCGAGUGGCAAGUAAACUGUGUGCUGGUGGAAAAGGGCAAGAGCGUCUACGAGCACGCCCAGAGGUUUUUCGUUGCCACGUGAGUAAAGCUUUCACGUAUUAUUGUGCCGCGUGCGACAACUCCUUCAUUUGGGCAGGGAAAUUCUGCUGCUUGGCUCUUAAACGGAUUUGUGCCUGGUCCUGUUUGUUUUUAUCUGUCGUUCGUGCGGGGGUACGUAUGCAUCAAGAGUGGAAAUGAGAGACCAGGUUCCGCGGGAAUGCGGGAACGUGUCGAAUUUUUUGCUACACCGCGUGUUGCAGUUUCCCUUGAUUAGCUUCCCGCCUCUCCCCCCCGACUGNUAGCCAUUGGAGUUUGUCAAACACGCCCAUCACUUCGUGAGCUCAACAAGGAAGAUACCCGUUGCUUUUUUUUCGCUCCUGUUUUUUUUUUUGGCGGUGAUCAUGAUGGUGGUCGAGUAGAUUUUGGUGUGCGGGGUCGAAAACCUCACUUGGAGCAAAGGAGCUGAUCACAUUGCGCGUCUUUACUUGGUCACGUACCCUCGAGGCACUUUUACGCAGCGCUUACAGCUGUCUCUGAAAAAGGAAACGGCAAAACAUUUAUUAAGUCAUUCGCAGCUGUUACCCGAAUUCAAAGGAAGUAAGCACAAGAUGCCGAACACCCUUCGCGGGAUGCAGCGCACCCUCCAUGCGACUCGGUAUUUCACGGCUCUUUCCGCUUGGUGAUUGCGAGCCUGGUCCGGCGAGAACCUGGCGUGCUCCGUCCCGGCAUUGUAGGGGUGCGAGGCCAAUGGUCUAACGACUACGGUUAUGGUUUGGGUCAGGGAUACUCCGGGCUAGUGGUAACGAAACGUCAGCUGUCCUGCGAUUUUUCCAUGAGUGUUAUUUCACCAACAAUUAUUACUCCCCGACCGGAAAUCAUAUUUCACUAGACCACGGUAGAUUCACACCAAGACGUGUGUGGUGGUGAUUGUUGUAGUACAUUCGCCCUGCCUAUUGAGAGAGUAGCACAAGUUUUUGAAUCUCGAAUGCAUCCACUAACCGCACCAAGCCGGUAGUUCUUGUCCCCGCGUGUUUGCGUGCGAUCGCAAGCAGCGAAGUCAAUAUGGUGCUAGCAAAGUGCCCCAUCCUCUAACACCAUUCCAUCAAAAUAUAUCUUCCUCUUGGUGACCGUUUUGUUCCGCGCUGGUUCCCUUUCGUCUACCCCCCUUCCCCAAAUCUUCGGUACGCACAAACCCCACCAACGGUCCGGGCUUCGACGACGACGGCAACUAAAUUGCCGGCGAAGAAGACGGCAAUGGCUUGGGAGGCGAUGGCUCGGGCGGCGAUGGCUCGCGCGGCGACCGCGGCACCAAUCGCGGUAACGUCGAGGCGGGCGAGCAGCGUGGUGCUGACGAGGAUGCAGUCCUCUCCGAGCGCACCAACAAAGUAAUGACGGAUGAAGGAGGGGCAUCAGGUAGUGGUGUUCGUAAGGCUGACUAGGGUUAGGGUUAACGGUGAUAGUAAGGCUGACUAGGUAUGCGGGAAGUCGCGCAAGUAUUUUUCGGGGUCAUCUUCCGUAUCACAGCGCGAGACAUAGUGCCCAAAAUAGGUUGGGUUCGUCCGGCCCAUGAGCCCAUGGAUGGUGUUUUUUCUUUAGUCGCACAGCUUUUCGGGCACAGCAUUAUGCCUGUAUGUGUAUACUAGUGACGUUUUCAGCAACGCCGUGAACUAAUACCAUGCACACACAGCAGUUGCAGCUCGUCUUUUACAGUUGGCGGGGGUUGUCUUGCAGCGUGGCGAUGUCAGGAAUUCUGGUCGUGCAAAUAGCAGCAAAGUAGUACUUUGCGCUGCUGGUGUAGGGGAAUUUCAUCAGUCCUUUUUCUUCGUCGCUCUCGCGCUUUUCGGUACUUUUCCGUUGCGGGAAAACUUAGCGACACAAUGUUGGGCGGUGUGAGCACAGCCAAGUAUAGUGCUCUGUACCCUCUGGUGUAGAUAUUUUAAAAUUGGAUAUUUUCGUUUUUGUUGAUAGCAGUUCUAUUAAGCUCAUAGAAGUACGUAUAUAGGUAGCCCUUUUCCUUCGUCGUUGUCAUGAAUUUCGUCUUGUUUUUCUUUGCAGGGAUUCCGUGGAGAGUCGUUAGGUGUUUCGUGAUUUGGGAAAGAUAAAAGGAAGUACUAGACCUGCUUCAAUAUCAACGGCUGUGGCACUUCCUUACGCCAUGUAAUAUUGCUUUCUGUGCUCACCUACCUUGUGGGUGUUGCUUUUAAGUAACGAGGGCAUUUUCAGAGAGGGACAACACGUGAACGUGA
Molecule: messenger RNA, 3766 nt
Organism: Ectocarpus sp. CCAP 1310/34
Lineage: Eukaryota; Phaeophyceae; Ectocarpales; Ectocarpaceae
Source: the annotation of a GenBank genome assembly